Molecule: messenger RNA, 426 nt
Organism: Ochlerotatus camptorhynchus
Lineage: Eukaryota; Metazoa; Arthropoda; Insecta; Diptera; Culicidae
Product: odorant receptor 67a-like
Exons: 3
Coding region: 1-426 (141 amino acids)
Biological process (GO): sensory perception of smell; detection of chemical stimulus involved in sensory perception of smell
Cellular component (GO): plasma membrane
Molecular function (GO): olfactory receptor activity; odorant binding
Source: RefSeq, a predicted model, not a curated record
AUGCACGACGAUGUGUUGAGAUGCGUUGAACUUUUGAAUGAAACUCGUAAUUUUCCGCUAUUGGUUCAAAUUGUCAACUGUGUACUGAUGUGGUGUAUGAUGGCCGUAUAUCUGACCAUGAAUUUCAACGGUGACGCGGUAAAUAUCUUGGUUUUGUUCAUUGUGCUGACUAUUGAAACGUACGGAGUAUGUGUCCUGGGUUCAGAAUUAUCCCAAAAGAACGUCGACCUUCAACGAGCCAUCUAUGAUUUCCCGUGGUACAAUGUUCCGGUAGAUAUGCAGAAGAGCUUACUGCAGAUGCUGCAAAGAGCGCAGCAACCUGUCGGUAUAACUGCGGCUGGAUUUUGCUACGUAGAUAUUGAACGGUUCGGGAAGAUUGUUCAAACAUCCUAUCAAAUUUUCGUCGUCAUGAAAGAUACAUUGUAG